AUGGGUCAUUGUACAAGUUAAAUUUCACAAAACAAAUCACCACAGAAAUCUACAGGUAGGAAAUUUGGGAUCGGAACUAUGAAAUUCAAUAGUGAGUUAUUUAAUAUUAGAUUGAGCCACCCAUCGAAGUCAUGCCAUCUUAAAAUUGAUGUCGGUGGAUAUUAUAAAUGCGAUACUCCCAAGCAUUUUGAUUUAGAAGGAAAACAUGGUUGGAAGAGAAAAAUAACACUGCAACUCGAAGCAACUGAAAUGUAAUUGAAGGAGAAAUAUUUGGUCUUCUUUCUCUAUGAGGAUGACAAGGAAUUGGCAUAAUUGAAAAUUGCCUUGUAUGACAUCAUUUCAGGCCCUCAAUUCUUUGACUAUCAAAUGGGAAAGGGAAGAAUCUCGUUUAAUAUGAUUAUGGCAUAAAUUCUCCAACUAGAGAUAAAUCCAUAGGAGAUGAUAUGCACUAUGAACACAUGCAUUUAAGAGAAACACUACAUAUUCAAUUUGAAGUUGGUGACUCGCAAAAUGCAAUUCUUGUCUGAAAAUUCGGAGAAAUUCAAUAACCCUGCCUAUAUAAGAGGUAGGAAUGCAUCCUACAAUAACCUCUAAGAUGAGUUGUUCAGAAUACAAUGGCUGAGCACUGACAUGCCUAGAUUGAUUGUGGAAUUACCCAUAAAUGAGAUCUCUAGUUCUUCAUUGCAGGUGUGUGUUUGGAGUAUAAAUAAAUCAACUGAGGAUCUUACACCAACUAGAAAAUCAGUCAAAUCCUUAAAUUAUCAUGUUGAAGCCAUAGAACAAAUCCUGUUUGCUGAAUCUAACAUUGCUUUGAAUUAUCUGUUGCAGAAUCAGCAGGAAUAGUUGGAUGAUCAUAGUAUUCAUAGAUGCAAUUUAACAAAGGGAUUGUGGUAAAGAGGGAAUAAGAUUGGACAGAUGCAAUCAGACUUUAUGAUUAAGAUGCCUGUGUAUAUGAAACAAUAGAUGAUUGGAUUAAGAACAGAGAAGGGAUGCACUAUUGGAACUGGUAUACUAGCCAAUUAAAGUAUAAAGGAAAUUAGUGAAGUAGUUAGUUAGUUUGAAAAAUUGAGCUAGGUAAUGUUUAAAUUAUCAACAAACAAUCAAGUUCCCCAAAAGCAGUAAUUGAUGGCUGAAUUGCAGAACGCGGCUUAAUAAUUGUUAGUAUCUGUAAGUAAGAGUGACAAAGAUUCUCAAUUGAGAUAAUUCUAUUACAAGAGUUAUGAUGAUUUGAUGAAGGGACAAGAGAUUUUCAUAAAAAUUGCAUAGAAUCUCUUGAAUUUUGUUGAUAAAAUAGAAGGUAAUAUUAGAGAGAUCUAUUACGAAAUAUUAUAGAUAGUAUGCACUAGGGGUGAAUUAAGUUUAAGUUCAAUGGGGUAUUUUGAUGAUUGCAAAUAAUUGAACAAAAAACAAUUGAAGUUUAAGAAUCAAAUCUGUUGUCAUUUUUAAUAAUUCCUGUACAAUACAUUAAAUAUGGCAUUACAAAAGAUAUGUUUGAAAGCUAUGUCUCCUAAAGAAAAGGCAUUUGUUGACAAAUUCUUGGCUAGUUCAUUUUUUAAAGUUCCUGAAUUUCGAUAAGCAGUAGUUAAUGCUCUUCAAAAUCCUAAUGAUCCUGAAUUGUCAGAAUGGCGUGGCACUGAUUAUUAAUUAGAUGAUCCUGAGAAUUUCAGAACUGAACAAAUCACUGUAUUAUUUGAUUGGUAAAGUUACUUCUAUAAUUAUUUGCCCUCUAAUUUAAAUAUCAAUGCCAUAUCAAUGAAUUCUGAUGAAGAAUGGCGUAGGAUUAUAGCAAAAAGAAACACAACCUUUUUCUUCUUUGUUUAAGCUCUUUGUUCACACAUCUAAUUAAAAAUCCAAAAAGACAUCAUCCCUUGGAAAGAUAUCCCUGGAUAUCGUAAGAUUUUGAAAGCACUCUUAUGUGAAUUAAAAAUAAGGGAAUCCUAUCCAGAUGCUAUGAUAAAUGCAAUCACUUAAGUUGUUACUAAUGGAGGACCAUUAAAUGUCAUUAUUAUGAUAUUAUUCAAUAAAACUAACAUAUAUUCAAGUGAUAGAGUUGUUCAAGCCAUGGAUUUGAUAAGUUAAUGUAUACAAAAAUGUCAAAUCAUUCCCACCAAUUUUGAUUACACUUUCUUUUUAAAUGGAUUGAGAGUGGCAGUUACACAGAGCGAGAAUGCCUAUGUGAUUGCCAAGAGUUUGCAUCUGAUUUAUAAUAACUAUCUGAUAUUCCCGUUGGAAUUCAAGAAAGCUAUUGUAGACUUCUUAUUUGAAGCUCAAUGUUAUGAAUUGUUUUUGCAUUGGUCUAAGACUGUUAGAAGUGUGUACAUCAGUUUACUCAUAUAUCGUAUCUAUCAUCUACAUAGAAAUAAUAAAAUUUAAAUGAUUGAUGAAAAUUAGUUUGACAAAUAAUACUUCCAAAUUACUAAACCUAAAAGAUUGCAAAGUUACUAUGAGAAUAGAAAGGAAGAGACUUAAUUGAUGAGUGAUUACAUCUAUUUGAAAUAUUCAAGAUUUAUGAUGAACAUUGAGUCAGCCAAAGCCAAAUUUAUCACCAAAUCUGUAACUAAAGAAUUGCCGUUGAUUUAAAGAAUGAAAAUGAAAUUAGAACAGAAAGUCAAAGUGGAAGGCUCAUUCAGAGAUUUGGUUGCAUGUGAAGAAUAAUCUAAAAACUAAAGUACUGAUAAGGACAGAAGAAUUAUGUAUGAGAGGAAAAUAGAAUUCAGAAAUCCAAACAAUAAGAAAACCAUAAUCCUCAAUGAACAUAAUAUCAGAUAUCUUUCAACUGCUUUGAUUGAAUACAACGAGAUGUAGAAACAAUACACCAAAUGGAGAUAAUAAAAUAUUGCUUCAGUUUAAGCUUCCAUAUAAGGAAUGACGGAUGAAGAAAAAGCAGCCAAACUCACUUAAUUCCCAGUUCCUCAAAUUAAACUCAUGCAGACUUACGAUAUGAAGGAAGGCAAAUAAGAAUGA
This is a messenger RNA of Paramecium tetraurelia, 2964 nucleotides long. RefSeq lists its product as uncharacterized. Lineage: Eukaryota; Ciliophora; Oligohymenophorea; Peniculida; Parameciidae. The record is from RefSeq and is a predicted model, not a curated record. The transcript is spliced from 4 exons.